CAGCCUGACACGUCUGCAUUGAGUGAGUGGUAUUGGCACGCUGUCAAUCGCUCACCAACGCGGCCAUCAAACAACAUAAAACACACACAGUCAGAGAGUUACGCUCAUAAAUUUCAGUAGGCAGAUAUUUUUGCGCAUUGCUUUACAGCGCGCAAUUAAUUUUUUGCAAUUCCUUUUUCCUCAUCUUUUCCCUAAAGAAGCUCUAAACUUUUGAUUGUUGUUGACUUUACCGUUUUAAACGCUUUUUUAAAAAUUGUUUUUUUUUUUUUGUUUUAGUUUUUUUGUGUGCAAUGUCUAAUUUGUAGAUACUGUACAUUUUAUUUCCCUUUAGCUUUGCAGGUCUCGCAUCCUGCUGAUUUAAUGAGGAUUUGGACAAGUUUACAAGAAGAUUUGCACUGGAGAGAAAAGAAUUGCUAGAAGAUUACAAACAUAUUAAAAAAAAGCUGCGAGGAGCAAAGAAAAAAAAGAAAUUGCACUCCCAUUCCAAGGCGGCAAAACCAUUUAAAAUUAAGUGAAACCUGCAAGACGAUUUUUCGACAGGAUCAAAGACAAGAGUGUCGUCUUGUUACAGAAGAAGAAAGCGCGAGAAAUUAAGUAAAGCUUCAGCUUCAACUUGCUCUGUUGCGAACAUUUAUUUCUCCAUCCCUUCACCGAUAUUCUGGAGGAAAAAAAAAGGAAAAUCGAAGAAUCUGACUACAGGGCACGCGAUUGCUAAUACUGGUUUCCAUCUCCUUUUUUGUGUGUUUUCGUUUUCUUGCGUUGCCGCACACAAAACCCUUUUUUUUGGUUGUUGUUGUUGUUGUAUGUGAUUCUCCAGGACCACUUCGCUUUUGUGUGGUGUGUUAGAACAUUGAUUGUGUUGCGGCAGAGUAUGGACGAGCAGACCCGGAUGAUGCAGACCCUUGCCGGUGUAAACCUGGCUGGUCACUCGGUACAAGGAGGAAUGGCUUUGCCUCCACCCCACGGACACGAUGGGACAGACGGAGACGGGAGGAAACAGGACAUCGGUGACAUCCUGCAUCAGAUCAUGACCAUCACAGACCAAAGCCUGGAUGAGGCGCAAGCAAAGAAACACGGACUGAACUGUCACAGAAUGAAGCCGGCGCUCUUCAGUGUGCUUUGUGAAAUUAAAGAAAAAACCGGUCUCAGUAUUCGAGGGGCACAAGAAGAGGACCCUCCAGAUCCACAGCUCAUGCGGCUGGACAACAUGCUGCUGGCAGAAGGUGUGUCGGGACCAGAAAAGGGUGGCGGAUCAGCGGCAGCGGCGGCCGCGGCGGCAGCUUCAGGAGGGGCCACAGACAACUCCAUCGAGCACUCCGAUUACCGAGCGAAACUCACACAGAUCCGACAAAUCUACCACACGGAGCUGGAGAAAUAUGAGCAGGCAUGCAAUGAGUUCACGACCCACGUGAUGAACUUACUGAGGGAGCAGAGUCGGACACGUCCCAUUUCACCGAAGGAGAUUGAGAGGAUGGUCAGCAUCAUUCAUCGCAAAUUCAGUUCUAUCCAGAUGCAGCUCAAGCAAAGCACCUGUGAAGCAGUCAUGAUUUUACGCUCCAGAUUUCUUGAUGCACGGAGAAAGAGACGCAAUUUCAGCAAACAGGCGACGGAAAUUUUGAACGAGUAUUUCUACUCACACCUCAGCAAUCCUUACCCCAGUGAAGAAGCCAAAGAAGAGCUGGCCAAAAAGUGCAGCAUCACGGUGUCGCAGGGAAUGGGCAUCUCCAUCACAGUGUCACAGGUAUCAAACUGGUUUGGGAACAAGAGAAUAAGGUACAAGAAAAACAUCGGAAAGUUCCAAGAAGAAGCAAACCUGUAUGCUGCCAAAACGGCGGUAACGGCCGCGCAUGCGGCGGCCGCUGCGGUCCAGAACAGCCAAACCAACUCGCCAACGACACCAAACUCCGGUUCUUCUGGUUCUUUUAACAUCCCAAAUACUGGGGACAUGUUCUUGAGCAUGCAGAGUCUGAAUGGGGAUUCUUACCAGGGGUCCCAAGUCGGAGCCAAUGUGCAGUCGCAGGUGGAUACCCUGCGUCAUGUUAUCAAUCAGACGGCAGGCUACAAUGAUGGUCUAGGAGGGAAUUCGCUAUAUAGUCCACACGGCUUAAAUGCCAAUGGUGGAUGGCAAGAUGCGACCACUCCUUCGUCCGUGACGUCCCCGACAGAAGGCCCUGGAAGCGUCCACUCUGAUACCUCUAACUGAUCUCUUUUUACAUGCAUCCAUUCCCUAAGCUGACCAGGCUUUGAACAGCACUGACUGAGUGACCAAUUGGAAACGAUGAAUGGAUUGUCUUGGAGCCAAUCGCCUGGCUGCGUUUUACUGUAAAACCCCUUCCCCUCCCGACCUGCCCCCCAUCCUUUUGAACCCAUUAUGGUGCUCCAGUGCCCUCCCCAUCACUUUUCGGAUACUCCCAAUCUCAUCCAUCCAGUUCUGGGACACCGCUGGACGUGAGCCACACUGCCAGACCGAAGUGGACUCGACGCUGUCCUCCCGCCGGCCCCCACUGUGCUAACCGUGCCGUCAUUUGUAACAAUGGACUCCCUCGGUGAUGGCGCACCUCCUUUUUAUUUGUGUGGGACGCUUCGCGGACUUGGACUUAGGCUGGUGUCACUGGUCUGGAGGGUCUCACCCGAUUGAUCUGUUGAGCUUUAUGCCACCCCACCCAUAUAUAUUGUGUUGGGGUGGGGUGGGGGGACACCACUUUUGUAAAGCAGAGUUCCUCGUUUUUAUUGUUCUGGCUGAACUUGUACCGCGUCGUGACAACGGUUCCUGAAGGUGGGCUAGGUGGGGGUUUGGGGGGUGGGGGUUGUAGGGUGGGUUUUGGUGGGAGCCCCGGGUUUUACAGUAAGCGCAGUGAGCCGCCGGCACAGCAGGCCCACCCGCCUUGGGAUGUCUUCUUCUUCUUCUUGUUGUAUAUAAUGUAGCUAAAGAGUAUUUAUACAUUUCACCAAUCAGAACGCAGCUUUAUUACCUCAUGCAAACUCAUAAACCAAUAGAAUUUCGACAUAGCUAGAGUGUUCACUUACUACCUCUGAACAAGACCACACCUUAGCGUCGUUUCUUUCUAAUCUUUUAUUUUGCAUCUUGUAAUAAACUUCUUUGUUUUCCCUCCAUGUAAUCUAAUGUAUAUUUUAAUCUUUUAAAGACGAUGUAGAGUUGCACAGUGCAACCUUUAAAAAAACGAGCUGAAAAUAAAAAUCACAAGAAUAGUGGCAGAAAAUUCGGGCGUAAAUUAACAAAAGACAGUGAGACUGUUGUAAAUACUGACGAACAUUUUGAAUGUUGCUCAUCUUGUUACUAAUCCACGCGAAAAAAAUAAAUAAAAUAAAAUAAAAAUACAACGGACACGGCGAUUAAUCCUCGGAGCGGUCCUUGUCUGUCAUGCGUACAGGCUUCAGGAUGGAGUCCUGUAUCUCUCAGGCCCUGUGUGACGGGGCGCUUUAUCUCAUUCGGUUUUGGGGAUUUUUAUUUUCUUCUUUUUGUUUUUUCUUGUUUUUUUUUUUUGUUUUGUUUUUGUUUAUUUUUUUAUUGUUUUUGUUUUGUAUUGUAUGCGAUUCUGAAACUGAAUAAGUCAUGAAAAGAUAAUUUGUGGCAGUGAUUCUAAUGUAUUCAAAUGUUUCGUGUUACUUUCGAAUUGGACUACACCUUGGAUUGACGAGUCUUCCUUGUGGUAGUUGUAUGUACUUUCAAACAUGAAUAAACAUUUUCUUU
Molecule: messenger RNA, 3712 nt
Organism: Polypterus senegalus (gray bichir)
Lineage: Eukaryota; Metazoa; Chordata; Cladistia; Polypteriformes; Polypteridae
Product: pre-B-cell leukemia transcription factor 3
Exons: 10
Coding region: 872-2203 (443 amino acids)
Biological process (GO): embryonic organ development; brain development; neuron development
Cellular component (GO): nucleus
Molecular function (GO): RNA polymerase II cis-regulatory region sequence-specific DNA binding; DNA-binding transcription factor activity, RNA polymerase II-specific
Source: RefSeq, a predicted model, not a curated record